This is a messenger RNA of Anolis sagrei ordinatus, 1353 nucleotides long. It is a transcript of the gene P2RX2, whose product is annotated as purinergic receptor P2X 2. Gene Ontology annotation, molecular function: extracellularly ATP-gated monoatomic cation channel activity; ATP binding; purinergic nucleotide receptor activity. The record is from RefSeq and is a predicted model, not a curated record. Gene Ontology annotation, biological process: calcium ion transmembrane transport; response to ATP. Lineage: Eukaryota; Metazoa; Chordata; Lepidosauria; Squamata; Anolidae. Gene Ontology annotation, cellular component: signaling receptor complex; plasma membrane; nuclear inner membrane.
GAAAGCGCUCAGCAGCAGGCAAGGAAAGCCUGAGGGAUGCCAUCCUGGCGACUGGGAAAGGGAACUCCUCUUUGCCACCUAAAAGGGGUCAUGAGGGGCUGCUGGAGCGCUUUCUGGGAAUUCUGGAGCUAUGAGACCCCCAAAGUGAUUGUGGUGCGGAACCGGCACCUGGGGCUCAUCUACCGACUGGUCCAGCUCCUCAUCCUGGUCUACUUCAUUUGGUACGUCUUCAUCGUCCAGAAAGGCUACCAAGAGAGCGAAUCUGGCCCGGAGAGCUCCGUCAUCACCAAAGUCAAGGGCGUCACCCGCUCCCAAAGCAAGGUUUGGGAUGUGGAGGAGUAUGUGAAACCCCCAGAGGGUGGCAGCGUUUUCAGCAUCAUUACCCGGGUCCAAGUGACCCCUUCACAGACUCAGGAUGCUUGCCCAGAGAAUCCCAGGGCUUUGUGUCGCUCCAGCCGUGAGUGUGUUGCUGGUGAGAUGGACAUGCUGGGCAAUGGAGAGAAGACGGGGCAUUGCGUGCCCUACAACCGCACCAAGAAGACCUGUGAGGUGAAGGCAUGGUGCCCGGUGGAGAAUGGCACAGCGCUCAGUGAGGAUUUGUCAAAGAUGGCGCCCAAGUUCACCAUCCUGAUCAAGAACAACAUCCAUUUUCCCCGCUUCCGCUUCUCCAAGGGGAACAUCAAGGACAGCAAAGACGGCUACCUGCGGAACUGCUCCUUCAAUGAAACCACCGACCUCUAUUGCCCCAUCUUUAAGCUGGGCUUCAUCGUGGAGCAAGCAGGCGAGGACUUUGCUGCCUUGGCUGAAAAGGGCGGGGUGAUUGGGGUGAUCAUUAACUGGAACUGCAACCUGGAUUUGCCGGACUCUGAAUGCAACCCCCGAUACUCCUUCCGCAGGCUGGACCCCAAGUGGGCCCAAGUCUCCUCUGGCUACAAUUACAGGUUUGCUAAGUACUACCACUGCGAGGGGAAGAGCACCCGCACCUUGAUCAAGGCCUACGGCAUCCGCAUUGAUGUCAUUGUGCAUGGACAGGCAGGGAAAUUCAGUCCCAUCCCCACCAUCAUCAACCUGGCGACGGCACUGACCUCAGUCGGAGUGGGAUCCUUCCUGUGUGACUGGAUCUUAUUGACCUUCAUGAACAAGGACGAGGUGUACAGCUCCCGCAAGUUUGACCAGAUUGCCACACUUGCCCAAGAGGCACUGAAAAUGGACUCUGGCACCACCACCAUGGCCUCCUCGCCCAUCGGCUCCAAAACUCCCGUCCCACUCUGAGACCCACAGCUGGCAUCUCUCCAUUUCUGUCAGGGCUGCUUUUGCAUUGUGUCAUCCAACCUCCUUCCCAGUAAAUAAAAU